UUCGGGUUUCUGCGUCGUUUCUGCUUCCAGGAUGGUGCUGCCAGUCAGCUGCAGAGAACUCGUUGGUGGGAUUAGGUCCGCCUUUUCUGGCGGAAAGAUGGCGACCGCCAGUGCUGUCGAGUGAUCGGUGGAAGUCUUCCCCGUCAGGAUUUCACUAUCAUUGCCCCCAAAUUUUCCAUUACUUGACAAUAUGAUCUGCCCUGUGGCUCUAUCAGAUCCCAGCAUUCCUGGGACAUUCUCUGUUUGAAGAAAUUAGGAUGGAACAUGAGAACCCAACCAUCAGACCUCGUCGGAUCCAGAACCAGAAUGUAAUCUAUCGUUUAGAACGUCGAAGGAUCACCUCUGGAAAAAUCGGGACGCACUGGCACCAAGUCCGCAUCUUCCAUCAAAACAUUUUUCCCAAUUUUACUGUGGUCAAUGUUGAGAAACCACCCUGCUUUUUACGAAAGUUUUCCCCUGAUGGAAGGUACUUCAUUGCCUUCUCCUCAGAUCAGACUUCUCUGGAGAUCUAUGAAUACCAGGGGUGUCAGGCAGCAGAGGAUCUACUCCAGGGUUAUGAUGGAGAGAUCUUGGCUAAUGGCAAUGACCAGAGGUCCAUCAACAUCCGUGGGAGGCUCUUUGAACGGUUCUUUGUCCUUCUUCAUAUUACCAAUGUGGCCUCCAAUGGUGAGCACUUGAACCGUGAAUGUAGCUUGUUUACAGAUGAUUGUCGAUAUGUUAUUGUUGGCUCUGCUGCCUAUCUGCCUGAGGAGCCUCAUCCUCCCUUUUUUGAGGUUUACCGCAACAGUGAAUCAGUGACUCCUAAUCCCAGAUCUCCUUUGGAAGAUUAUUCUUUGCACAUUAUAGACCUUCACACAGGUAGGCUGUGUGAUACCCGAACAUUCAAGUGUGACAAAGUCAUCUUAUCCCAUAACCAAGGACUCUACCUAUAUAAGAAUAUCUUGGCUAUUCUCUCUGUGCAGCAGCAAACUAUCCAUGUCUUUCAGGUAACUGCUGAAGGCACCUUUAUUGAUGUACGAACUAUAGGACGCUUUUGCUAUGAGGAUGACCUUCUCAUGCUUUCUGCUGUCUAUCCAGAGGUCCAACGGGAUUCGCAGACAGGAAUGGCAAACCCAUACAAAGAGCCAUUCAUCAAUUCUCUGAAACACAGGUUGUUAGUCUAUUUGUGGCGAAGGGCAGAACAAGAUGGGAGUGCUAUGGCUAAAAGGAGGUUCUUUCAAUAUUUUGACCAGCUGAGGCAGCUUCGCAUGUGGAAGAUGCAGUUGUUGGAUGAGAAUCAUCUCUUCAUCAAAUACACAAGUGAGGAUGUAGUCACAUUACGAGUGACAGAUCCUUCACAGCCUUCGUUUUUCGUUGUGUACAAUAUGGUAACUACUGAGGUAAUUGCCGUCUUUGAAAACACAUCGGAUGAGCUGCUGGAACUCUUUGAGAACUUCUGCGACCUCUUCCGCAACGCCACCCUCCACAGCGAGGCCGUUCAGUUCCCUUGCUCAGCCUCAAGCAACAACUUUGCCAGGCAGAUCCAGCGCCGUUUCAAGGACACCAUUGUCAACGCAAAGUACGGAGGGCACACAGAGGCUGUGCGGCGGCUUCUGGGUCAACUUCCAAUCAGCGCACAAUCAUACAGUGGCAGCCCUUACCUUGACCUCUCUCUCUUCAGCUAUGAUGAUAAGUGGGUGUCAGUCAUGGAACGUCCCAAAACAUGUGGCGACCACCCAAUCAGAUUUUAUGCCCGAGAUUCUGGUCUGCUGAAGUUUGAAAUCCAAGCAGGACUUCUGGGUCGACCCAUCAAUCACACUGUCCGGCGCCUAGUGGCAUUUACUUUCCACCCUUUUGAACCCUUUGCUAUCUCUGUGCAGCGGACUAACGCUGAAUAUGUUGUGAACUUCCACAUGAGGCAUAGCUGCACGUAGUUUUGCUCUGCUGUAGGCACUGAAUAGAGACAUUUUGUCAUGGAUACCCCAAAGCCAAAGUCAGGCUGAAAGAAACCAAAACACUAAGCCUCUUUGGAGUGAUGCUAAUUUAGUCCUGUGAUGUUUGACUCUCACAGGAAUGCUGGUGCUGAUGAAUCCAUAACUGUCAGAUGUCUCUUAAUUUCUUUUUCUCAGGUGUCAACCAUUCUGUCAUUCAGCACAAACCAAACAGAUUAUUUUCUAAAGUUCUCUGCUCUGAUACUUAACUUAUUACUACAUCUUCUUCUACUACUACUACUACUGCUAUUUAGCAGGGUGGAUGGGAGGGUGGGGGGCUUCAGCUGAAUAAGCCAUGGGAAAUCCAUUUGUAGCAAGGCAGUUAUUAUUUUUCUCUAUCUUUUAAUAGAUGGAUAAAAGUUCUUCGGUCACUAUUUCAAGGAGGUUGGUUGGUUCCUUAGUUGGAGAUAGGGAUAUCAGUGUCUGCUUUUUCUAUAGGCAGGGGAGAUAAUUGGACAAAAUACUCUUAUCUAGACACUUUGAAGCACCCUUAGUCUUUAAUCCCCUCAUAUUUCUCUUUAGAGGGGGAGAGAGAACCCGUGAAAGGGUUUGUGCUGCCCAGCUUCUGUUCUGUGAAAACCAUACUGCAUACUUAAUCUGCCCAUCUUCCAAGGGGGCCUAUGUGGAGCGGUAGGGUUUUGUUUUGCUAAUAAGUGAUCAUUCCAAUAAGUGUCCUGCAAUAUGGUGCAGUUGCAUUAUGUGCCUGCUUGACUCCUACAGGUUUUAAAUGAGGAAAUUGUCAACUUGUGUUGGCCAUGGGAGACUACAGCACAGAUGUAGGCUAGCCGUCUUGGAAAUCCUUGGUUACAACAGCCCUCUUCCCUGCCUUCCAUCAACUUACAACCAGGUUGAAGGAUGGGCAUGUUUUAGAUACUCAUCUAACGUUAAUCUUUCCUUACAUUUGGUGCCAGUCCUACUCUCUUGGCACCAAUUCUCAGCAGGAAGCAAGAUUUUCAAAAAUGACAUCUGUGAGGCCAUUUUCAUAUGCUCCAAAUUAUAGGCCUUUGUAUAUGACCCAGAAGUUCAGGGAAAUAAAAGUAACAAGAAGGUAGAGUGUUGUUUACUCUUUUGGUGCCCUUCUUUCUCUUGCUGUGUUUGAAUGCCAAACACAGGGGGAGGAUUUCAGGGAGGGGAGGGAGGACUUCAGUAGCUUUUGGCUCUUAGAAGGGAGGACUUCAGGGGAGAACUUCAGUAGCUUUUGGCUCUUAUGAGGACUAGAAGAGUUCCCAUGAGAUCAUCUGUAGAGCAUCCACCCCAACAUUUGUUUACAAAUGUUAAGCUCCUAGUUUUGAAAUUGCCCUGUGAGCUGAGUCACUUGGUAAGGCAAGUCAAAACAGAUGUUUGGUUGGAUAUAUUUGGACAUACUUGCUAAGCUUAUCCAUAGAUUGCUGUAAAGAAAAAGAUUCCUUUGACUUCAGCUUGACUCGUAGGGACUACAUGAAUAUGCUUACGUUACUUUCUUAGCAACAAUACCAAAGUAGUUUGCUAUUAACUUCUUUCAGGAUUUUUUUUUUUUUCAAUUCCAAGUUCAGGCAACAGCCCUGGAAUUUCCUGGUAAUCUCCAAGUCCUGAUCUUGAUUGGCUUUUUCCAAAUCAGUCAUGGCUGGUGAGAUGUCAGUUCCCUGAGGUUCAUGUUUUGUUAAAUAAGGCAUAAUUGCCUUUAUUUAAUUCAACACAAAAGGCAGCAGUAAAAAAAAAGUGCUAAAAGGGAAUCAAUAUAAAUACAUUGGGUUUACAAAUUGAACUAGACUAUAGUUUGCUGAAUAGUGGUCAAAUCCCAGUCAGCUAUAUACCAACACAUAGAUCAUAGUUUUGCAAAAGAUAAUGACUGAGUUCAUGUAAGAUGUAAACCCAAAAUCUAAUAAGACAAAUGAUAGCUUAGAUCAAUGUGUUUAUCCUUGAUUGGUUGACUUGGUGUUAUUUAUUUAUUUUUCUUUACUGUUGGUCUGAGCUGAAAAGACAUAAAAGCAGUUAGAAGGAAUGGGAUGAUUCCAAGAAGUUGGAUGAAGAGCUGCCCAGAGUCACCCUCUGGGGGAGAUGGGCAGCAUAUAAAUUAAUUAAUUAAUUAAAUAAAUAAGUUGGCCUCUAGAAGAGCCUUCUUGUAUGAGUUUGAAAAUUUAUCUUGCUUGGCAUUUUGUUCCCACAGCAGUCAACCGAAUGCUUUUGGGAAGUUCACCAGCAGGAUAGAAAGGCAACAUAGCUUGUGUCCCCCCAGCAACUGAUAUCUGGGGCAUACUUUCUGGGAUGCUGGGGAUACUACAGGGACAGCAUGACUAGUAGUUAAUUAUACACUUAUUCUCCAUAAACAUAAUUCCUUUUUGAAGCUGUCUAGUCAGAUGAUCAUCACCAUGAAUUAUGGCUGUGAAUGUCUCAGUUUUGCUUUUCUCUCUGCCUUCAGCACUGCUGGAUUUGAGGUUGCUGAAUAGAUACGCAAGUUAAUUUCAGACAUUCUGAAUCAACAUGAAGGUAGGAAGCCUGAAUGCAGGCAAUGCUUUCAGAGCCAUCCAUUCCCCAUGACAGAGACCUGAGAAUGUUGGCAAUAGUGACCAGCGACCAGUGAUUGGAGUUGCAGUAGGCAGGCAAUAGCACUUGUUUCCUGAUUUGAAUACUUUUCCUUCUACAUACGUACCCAAAUGUAUUAUCAGUUCCAAGCUAAGUUUAUAUAUAUGUUUAUGUAUGUAUGUGUAUUUCAAGAUAAAGCUCUGCAACCCCCUAAAUUUAAUAGAUAAAAUACUGAUCCCUGAAAUCAAGACUUCCCCUUCCCGAGUUGCAUUAAGGUUCUACCAUAAAUGUUCUAAAUCAGGAUGUGGACUCUCUGGUCCAUGGGCCAAUUCUGGUUUUCUAGGUUGCAUCAUCUGGUUGGGGAGUCUCAAUGGAUGCCCCAUCCUUUUCCCUAAAGCCUCAUCCCCUUCUCACCGGAAAGCACAAAGGAGGAUUUUUCCUGACCACGCACAUUCUCUUAGAGAAGAUGCAGGGUAAGCAGAGAUGGUCCCUUAGGAACCAGUACAUUAAGGUACCUCUACUGGGAACAUCUUUGGCAUCCUGCUUUUCAGUGCUUCACCUGACUUCCUUUUGAAAAUGUUCUGGGUGAGCAAAAUCAGCUUAUGGUCCCCUGAAUAGAUCGAUUUUCUGGGAGAUUUUAAAUCAUCCUUGAAUUGGCUUCGAUUUUAGAGUGGUAUGGCUAGGAAGGAGUUGUUUCUGUCUUCCUUCCAUGUGCUGGUUUCCUGAUCAAAACUGCCCCCAAAUAUUUGCUCAGACCUUCCAGCAUAACAUGUUUGUCACAAAAAAAUCAGGGGAGGCUGUCCCUUGAGGUCUCUUGGUUUUUUUUUUUUUUUAGAGAGGGCUUUGUUUGUUUUGUAGGCAACAGUGUGAAGUUUUGGAUUUGUUCUACUGCUGUCCUACUAGAAUCAAAAGAGGGAGACAUGGAUGAAGAGUUCUGAAGUUGGCAGUUCACAGCGCAUGCUGACCUUGUGAUUUAAACAGCGAUGUAAAUGCAAAGUAUUAAAUGCGUUGGGGGAUUAUCGAUAAAGGGUUGCAUAAUAGAACCUCCAAGCGGUAUUCUUUGCAGCAGUUCCUUUCUUUAUUUUCUCAUCUCCCCUCAUCUUAAUAUCCUCUUUGUUUUUAGAAAAAUGAAAAGAGGACCUGGCAGUAAGGCAAAUAUUUACACUUCAUCUUUUCCUCCCUCCAGACUACAGUAUAAAUGUGAUAUCCAAUUGUGAUAAGAAAAAUAAAUCUUAAUUCUAUUUUUUUAAUCACUUUAUCUGUCUCCUCUUCACUUUCACCUUUGUGACAAGCAGCGUAUUAGUGGCUGGCUGAACCAAAAUGGGGACAGCCAAGUUUCCUUACUCCUGCAGCUGAUCUUUUUGCAUACAAAAAGAAUAUGGGAUGAAGGAAACAGGAUUCUCCUUCAACAAAUAAAGUACUUCAAAUUUAACUCUUCAUUACUAGUUUCAUAAUAGCCUUUUGUAAUACUUUUAAGGAUUCUGAGUCCUUCCUAUUUGUUACCAUUUCCUCUAAUCACCUCCGUGUAAAGCAUUAUCUAUUUGAAGAAUUUUGCCUUUCUGUUCAGUGAAACAAUGGCUUUCAGAGUUGAAUAAAGAGUGGUAAUUAAACAAGAAGAAUCUGGCUGGAUGACUCCAAGGGUUCAUCUAGGCUGACAUAUUUUAACACACUGGCUGUGUUUGCACAACACAACAAUCAUCCUUGGUUAACAAAAUACAUUUGUUGUAUUC
Molecule: messenger RNA, 6202 nt
Organism: Python bivittatus (Burmese python)
Lineage: Eukaryota; Metazoa; Chordata; Lepidosauria; Squamata; Pythonidae
Gene: DET1
Product: DET1 partner of COP1 E3 ubiquitin ligase
Biological process (GO): protein ubiquitination; positive regulation of proteasomal ubiquitin-dependent protein catabolic process
Cellular component (GO): nucleus; cullin-RING ubiquitin ligase complex
Molecular function (GO): ubiquitin protein ligase binding; ubiquitin-like ligase-substrate adaptor activity
Source: RefSeq, a predicted model, not a curated record